Carassius gibelio (silver crucian carp) is the source of this 3810-nucleotide messenger RNA. It is a transcript of the gene postna, whose product is annotated as periostin, osteoblast specific factor a. The transcript has 26 exons. The record is from RefSeq and is a predicted model, not a curated record. Gene Ontology annotation, molecular function: cell adhesion molecule binding. Bases 106 to 3228 code for a protein of 1040 amino acids. Gene Ontology annotation, cellular component: extracellular matrix. Gene Ontology annotation, biological process: cell adhesion; extracellular matrix organization. Lineage: Eukaryota; Metazoa; Chordata; Actinopteri; Cypriniformes; Cyprinidae.
AGACAGAAAGAGAAGGGGAGGGCUCCUAUAAAGGCCGGUUCCCUGUUGCUUGCUCCCAUUCCUUCUGUUAUUUCAGUGGGUUUGAUCUGCAGGGGAUACACCAGAAUGAUACUCCUGUUUACGGUCACCUUCACCAUCCUGGCGCUGUCCUCCCUGGACCAGGUGGAGUCUUCAGCCUAUGACAAGAUAGUCACACACAGUCGCAUCAGGGCUAAAAAAGAAGGGCCCAAUGUGUGUGCUUUACAGCAGGUCAUGGGGACCAAGAAAAAAUACUUCAGCACAUGCAGGAACUGGUAUAACAAAUCCAUCUGUGGUAAAAAGGCAACGGUCUUAUAUGAGUGCUGUCCGGGUUAUAUGAAGUUAGAAGGGAUGCGAGGGUGCCCUGCAGUGGCUCCUAUUGACACUGUGUUUGGCACCCUGGAUCUGGUGCAAGCCAAGCUCACCAAACAAUACUCCGAUCAAUCCAAACUGACGGAAGAACUCACGGGAGCCGGAUCUUACACAAUGUUUGCACCAAGUGACGAUGCCUGGAUAGAGUUAGAUCCUGCAUUGAGAGAUGCCAUGGUCAGCAGUGGAAACACUGAGCUUUACAAUGCACUCCACUAUCACAUGGUCAACAAACGUCUUCUCACUAAGGACCUGAAGAAUGAUAUGACCCUAGAGUCCAUGCAUAACAAACAAGGCCUCUAUAUCAAUCACUACUCAAAUGGAGUUGUCACUGUGAACUGUGCCAGGAUCAUUCACGGCAACCAGGUGGCGACUAAUGGAGUUGUGCACGUCAUUGAUCGGGUCAUCAGUGUCGUAAGCCAAACGAUCAAGGAAGUGAUCGAAUCCAACGAUGAUCUGGCUUCACUGAACACAGUUGCUUUGAGAUCAGGUCUCCAGGAUCAACUGGGAGAGCCCGGACAUUACACACUUUUUGCUCCAACCAACGAGGCCUUUGACAAAGUUGGCGGAGAAGUCCUUGAGAGACUUAUGAGUGACACAACUGUACUUCAAGCCCUUCUAAAGUACCACCUCCUGAACUCGGUGCAGUGCUCUGAGGCCAUUAUGGCGGGUUCUGUCUAUGGGACUCUUGAGGGCAGCAAUAUUGAGAUCGGAUGUGAUGGCGAGAGCCUUACAGUCAAUGGUAUCAAGAUGGUGCUGAAGAAAGACAUUGUCACCAGCAAUGGGGUCAUUCAUCUGAUCAGCCAGGUGCUCAUGCCUGACUCGGCCAAGCAGGUGACGGAGCUUAUAGGCAAAUCUCAGAGCGUCUUCAGUGACCUGGUGUCUCAGCUCGGCCUGUCUGCCGCCAUGCAGCCUGAAACUGAGUACACUAUUCUUGCCCCACUGAAUGGAGCCUUCUCUGACGGGGUAAUGUCCAUGGAUCAGCGUUUCCUGAAGACGAUUCUAGAAAACCACAUUGUGAAACUCAAGAUCUCUCUGAGUGACCUCUACAGCGGCCAGCUUCUGGAAACCCUGGGAGGAAAACUCCUCCGAGUCUUCAUUUAUCGCACGGCUGUGUGUAUUGAGAACGCAUGUAUGGUCCGAGGCAGCAGAGAGGGCAGUAACGGAGUCCUUCAUCUCAUGCGAUCACUGAUCCAGCCUCCCGAGACAACCAUCUAUGAGCUGCUCUUAAAAGACGGACGCUUCAAAAUCUUCCUGUCUCUGAUGGAGAGUGCUGGACUGACAGAUCUACUGAAGCAGGAGGGAUCGUACACACUCUUUGCUCCUGAAGAUGCUGCCUUUGGCACCCUGACAGAGGAAGACAUCACUCUUCUGAAAAGCGACAUCAACACCCUCAGGGUGAUCCUGCUCUACCACUUUAGCAAUGGCGUCUUUAUUAAUGGAGGCUUGGAGGGUGGCGUGACUAAUCUUCUCAAGACCAUUCAGGGCAACAACCUUCAAGUGCUGUCUGUUAACAACUCCAUCCGUGUAAAUUCAGUGGAGGUUCCAGAUUUUGAUCUUAUGGCAUCCAACGGAGUGGUUCAUGUAGUGAAGACCAUAUUAUAUCCUCAAGAUCUGCCAGUUGGCCGUGAAGACAUAUUGAUUCUGCUGAGAAGACUCAUCAAAUACAUGCAGCUGAAGUUUGUAUCUGGAUACACCUAUCGUGAGAUUCCACUUACAUUCAUCAAGAGGACUAUAACCACACAUGUCAUUGAGAAAGGUCCCAAAUACAAGGUGGUGAUUGAAGAACCAAGUGUCACCAAGGUUACACGAGUAAUCAAAGGAGAACCAAUCAUCACAGAAGUUACACAAGAGAUCGAAGAAGAUCCGAGCAUCACCAAAGUAACACGAGUGAUUGAAGGAGAUCCGAGCAUCACCAAAGUUACACGAGUGAUUGAAGGAGAUCCGAGCAUCACCAAAGUUACACGAGUGAUUGAAGGAGAUCCAAGCAUCACCAAAGUAACACGAGUGAUUGAAGGAGAUCCGAGCAUCACCAAAGUAACACGACUGAUUGAAGAAGAUCCGAGCAUCACCAAAGUUAGACGAGUGAUUGAAGGAGAUCCAAACGUCACCAAAGUUACACGACUGAUUGAAGAAGAUCCGAGCAUCACCAAAGUUAGACGAGUGAUUGAAAAAGAUUCAAACAUCAAAAUUACGAGAGUGACUAACGGAGACCCAAGCAUCACCAUAAUGAAAGGAGUGGUUGAAGGAGAUGCAGGCGUCACCAAAGUUAGACGAGUUAAUGAAGGAAAGCCAUCGAUUACAAAAGUCACAAGGCUCAUUGAAACUCACAGUGCCUCAUCUGAUGGAGAUAUUGACACUGAGGGAGAUAUCAAGAGAAUCAUGGGUGAAGAUGUAACCAAGGUGCAGAAGUUUCAUGGUGGUGAUGUACACAUCCUCCGGGAGGAAGAUAUCAAACAAAUCACUGAUGCGAUUACCCAGGGAGGUGGACCAGGGAUCACCACCAUCAGUAAAGUAAUCAAACCAGAGGUCCAGGUUGUUGAAACUGAACCAGGGCUCACCACGUUUACUAGAGUAAUUAAGAAAGGCCCUCAGAUCAUUAAAGAAGGGGAAACCACUGUUACCAGAGAAGUUCGACCAGAACCACAGAUAAUUGAAGGACCAGACUUUUCUAAGAUUGUAUCUUUCAAGGACAGUCCAGACCUCCUUGAAACAGAAUCGGAGAGAAUCACCAGAAUCAUCAAGGGGGGUCGUUCUAAAAAACGAGCUGCCAUCAGACAUCCACAAGGAUCAAGGCGGAGAGUGAGAAUGGUCAGGCAUCACUCCAGACGCAGACAGUGAGAUGAAUGAGGCUCACUCUGAAGAUCCAGCUAAAAAGAGAGACAGUGUUGUAGGACAGUGUGUUUCUCCUGCAAAUACACUGUUACUUCAAACCGCAUUGAAUGUUUACACAUUACAAACCAAUGCAGUCAUAUCUUGGAUCUAUGUGGCACACACCCCAAUUCAACUCAGAUAAGGGGUACUUGAAAUGGUGGUGGUUAUAAAGAGAGACAUUGGCCAUUUUUGUUUGUUUGUUUGUUUUUUAAGCUGUUUAUAUUGUUUCUUUGAAUAUAUAUAUACUGUAUGAGCCUGUCAUUGAGCUUGUCGUGCACAUGAGAUUUUGUGGUGCUUGCAUUCAGGGAUAUGAAUGCAUUUUUAUCUGUAAGGAUCAGCAAAGCUUUGGCUGUUGAGUUUACUUUAAAUCACACAGCUUGCAACUUUUCAUCUGUUUCUAAUUUCUGUUCAUUUUUCAUGAAUUUCUUCAUGAGAUCUACAUUUUUUACUUGCUUCUUUUUUUUUUUUAAAUAUAGAAAUUCAAAUCAUCACAUUGAAAUUAAGCCUCAAUGGAGUUAAAAAAAUGAAAUAAAAUAUUUUCUGUUUAUA